UCUCAAUGCACUUCUCUGUGCUCUCACUCAGUCCUGUCUGCUCCCCAAAGCACUCAGAUGGACUAGCUGAAGAAUUUUUUUUUCUUUAUCUAGAAACGGGACGAUCCCAUUUAGGAAUAACACAGCCAGAGUUGCGUUGAUGCACUCACGAUUCUGCAGUGAGAAGGAAUUUCUUUAUCGCCCUGACUGACUGUGGUCCGUGGCAGUGCAUUAUGGGUAGGCCGGAGGGGUCCACCAUGACGCUCUCCCUCCUGGCUCUAUUCUGUGUGUUGUCUGGGGGGUCCAGCCUCCUACAGCCUCAGCCCAGAGUCUUCCUUUCCUUUGAAGACCUCCAGAUGUCAGACUCCUUUGAACACUACAGUGUUUCAGACAAGGCCAUGGACUACAGGAUUCUGCACAUGGACGAGGACCAGGACCGCAUGUAUGUGGGCUGCAAAGACCAUGUUCUGUCUAUGGACAUUAAUAACAUCACCAGUGGCACGCUUAAGGUGUUUUGGCCUGCGUCAAACAGUAAAAUAGAAGAAUGCCAAAUGGCAGGAAAGGACCCCACGCAUGGCUGUGGGAACUUCAUCCGCGUGGUGCAGCCGUAUAAUCGCACUCAUAUGUUCAUGUGUGGAAGUGGAGCCUACAGUCCAGUCUGUGUCUACAUCAACAGGGGCCGCAGACCAGAGGAACAAGUAUUUCACAUCGACUCCAAGAGUGAAUCUGGAAAAGGGAGGUGCUCCUUCAACCCUCAAGUCAACACAGUUUCCGUCAUGCUCAACCAGGAGCUGUUCUCUGGGAUGUACAUUGACUUUAUGGGAACAGAUGCUGCCAUCUUUAGGAGCCUCACUAAAAGAAAUGCAGUGCGGACAGACCAACAUAACUCCAAGUGGCUCAGUGAGCCAAUCUUUAUCGAUGCACACCUGAUACCAGACGGAACAGACCCGAAUGAUGCAAAGUUAUAUUUCUUCUUCAGAGAGAGGCUCACAGACAACAGUGGUAACACCAAGAACAUCCACACCAUGGUGGCCAGAGUCUGUCCAAAUGACAUUGGCGGCCAGCGGAGUCUGGUGAACAAAUGGACCACGUUCCUCAAAGCACGGAUGGUGUGUUCUGUUCUGGAGGAGGACGGUACCGAGACUCACUUUGAUGAACUGGAAAGUGUGUUUUUGCUGGAGACGGAUCAACCAAAAGGCCUCCUGGUUUUUGGAGUCUUCACAUCCACAAGCUCGGUGUUCAAAGGUUCAGCGGUGUGUAUGUACAACAUGGCUGACAUCCUCACUGUGUUCAAUGGGCCGUUCGCUCACAGAGAUGGACCCAACUUCCAGUGGGUGGCCUUCCAGGGACGCAUCCCCUAUCCCAGACCUGGAACUUGUCCAGGAGGAGCAUUCACGCCUGACAUCCAAACAACCAAAGAAUUUCCUGAUGAUGUGGUGACCUUUGUGAGGAACCACCCAGUCAUGUUCAACUCAAUCUACCCCGUGGGAAGGCGCCCCCUCGUGGUACGCACUGGAGCUGACUAUAAAUACACAGCUGUAGUGGUGGAUCAGGUCGCUGCUGCAGAUGGGAACUAUCAAGUGUUAUUCCUGGGCACAGACAAAGGCACCAUCCAGAAGGUGAUCGUCCUACCCACAAACCAGACCCUUCAAGAAGACCUGAUCCUGGAGGAGCUGGAAGUAUUUAAGAACCAAGCUCCGGUGACAAACUUGAGAAUUUCCUCUAAAAAGCAACAGCUUUACGUCAGCUCGGAGUUUGGAGUCUCUCAGGUCUCACUGCACAGAUGUCAGGCUUAUGGAGAAGCCUGUGCUGACUGCUGCCUGGCCCGGGACCCCUACUGUGCCUGGGAUGGUCUGAGUUGCUCACGAUUUUACCCUACUGGAAAAAGGAGAAGCAGGAGGCAAGAUAUUAUUCAUGGGAACCCACUUAACCAGUGCAGAGGAUUUAAUCUGAAAGCCUACAGGAAUGCAGCGGAAAUGGUGCAGUAUGGUGUGAAAAAUAAUACCACCUUUCUGGAGUGCAUCCCCAAGUCUCCUCAGGCCUCCAUCCGCUGGCUAAUACAGAGGGACAAUGACCGCAGGAAAGAGGUGAAGCUGAGUGACCGCGUUGUGUCCACCGAGCACGGCCUUCUGAUUCGCUCUGUGCAGCUGUCUGACCAGGGCCUGUACUACUGCCUCACCACAGAGAACAACUUCAAACGCACCGUCGCUAAGAUACGUCUCCGGGUGCUGAGCGAAGCUAUGGUGAGCCUGCUGACCGACAAGCAGCAGUCUCCCUGGGCCUGGACGAGCUCACUGCACCCUAAGGUCCUCUUAUCAGCAUUCAGUCCGGCAGAGAGCAUGGCGGUGCAGCAGUUCUGUAAGGAGAGGAGAGACCAGCAAAACCUCCAGCAAAGGCAAAAGCCACACCCCCCACACCCAGGCCCACUGAGGGGGGACCUGGCUAAACUCAAGCCUCUACUGGAUCGAAGGAAGAGCCGCAACCGACGUUUUGACUUACCAGAAGACUGACAGACUUUUUCUUAUCACGGACUGCAAUGCAAAAGAUGUACUAUGGUUUAGUUACAGUUGAAUGAAUGCAUGAACUUUGACCAGAUAACUGUGAUACAUACUCCAGCCACAGAAAAUUUUUAUGUUGUGGAAAUGUAAGAUUGUUUCUGAUUAGUGCAAAGUGAAAAAAAAUGAUUUAGUACACUUUAAAUUCAAUAUUUCAUUUGAUUUAAUGGAAAUUUAAACUGAAAAGUAAAAGGCAACUUCAGCGUGUAUUAUACUUUGAAUUACAGUAUGUGCUGAUAUUACAUUAUUAUCCUCACAGUUAAAAGAAGACCUGAUACACUUAAAUUUCACUCAAAUCACUGAAAGAUUACAUUUGUGGUUAUUUGUCUUUAAUCAAUUGAUAUGUGACUAUAUACCACAACAUUGCAGUGGUGCAGCUAUGACCUUGAAAAGCCACUUUGAAAUGUGUUAAAUUGUUAAAUUGUUUAGUUAAAUUAUAGUAUUAUGCCUUGGAAAAUAUGACACCAGUAGGUAGCUGCAUGUUUGAAUCCUCUGCUCCACCAGCAUCUAUUAGAAUAAAUCAUUGUUGUCUCUUUGAACUAACUCCAAAACUCUGUCAAAUGUGAAAUUCAGUUCCUGAGAAGUGUUUUGCUAAUAUGCUGUGGUUUAAAAGUUGAACUGUACUCAAAUUGAAAUGCAAGAUAAACACAGACAUGCUGCUCAUGUGAGAGUGCCCCUCAAAGGAAAUCAGCAGUCUAUUGUACACAUCUAUGCUAUAAAAUGCUGUCAUUGAGUUAUCAGCAGGUGUUAGGACAUUAAAUAUAUGCAUUUUUAUUUUGUCAGUGUAAUGCAGACUAGAAAAAAAAUCUGGACAUACUAAUGUUAACUGUGGAUUGACAUGUUCCAAUUUGUGUAGGCCUCACUUGUCUGUCCUGUUUACUUAAUAGAUGACAAUAGAUGGACAGAUGUCAAGAAACUUUUAUGUUACUUAAUGUAGAUAGUGUCAUGUCUGUACAGUUGUGGUUUUAAUUUAAUCUGUUUUGUACAAAUGUGUCUUUGUUCUGUACAUAGUGUUACUAAUUCUGACUGUCUCUGCAAAAGGCAGAGCUGUAGUUUUGAUUUCAUAUUGUCAUAACUUUAGUAUGUGGUCAGCAUCAUGCACUGUCCUUCAUGUAAAAUUAGUGUAAUGGUACUUGCAUAUCUAUUUAUUAAUAUUAUCCAAAUAAACAUUUCAUGGUACAUUUCAUGUAUCAUGAUCUAACCAUAA
Boleophthalmus pectinirostris (great blue-spotted mudskipper) is the source of this 3741-nucleotide messenger RNA. RefSeq names its product sema domain, immunoglobulin domain (Ig), short basic domain, secreted, (semaphorin) 3C (gene sema3c). Gene Ontology annotation, biological process: positive regulation of cell migration; axon guidance; neural crest cell migration. The record is from RefSeq and is a predicted model, not a curated record. Lineage: Eukaryota; Metazoa; Chordata; Actinopteri; Gobiiformes; Gobiidae. Gene Ontology annotation, molecular function: chemorepellent activity; semaphorin receptor binding.